CGUGUUAUCAAAACGAUUUUCCUGUAUGUUACAACUAAUACUAAAAUUUUUCCUUUACAUUAUUAAUUAUCAAUAAAUUAGUGGAAUUUUAAAUUUCAUUUAAUUUUGUGUCAUUAAUGUUGUAAUAGUUGACUGAGUUACGUUUCUAUGCGUGUAUUUAAUAAAUAACAUUAAGCAAUUCCAACUCACCUAUAUACCGGCUACGCUUAGACCACCCUUCACUCGUUCAUAAAGUAUCCGAAACCCGUGUCGCAUCAUGAACUUCGAACCCGACUUGAAACAAUACACCAUGUGCUCGGUUUUGGGGUCGUGUUUCUCGGACCGAGCGGUCGUCUUUCUGGGCAAACACAAUAAGAGCGGCAACCUGGUGGCUAUGAAAAAUUUCAACUUAGACAGCAUGUCGAAAACUGAUUGUCAGCUUAUACAGGAUGAGAUCUACAACACUAGGCAGCUGAUGCACCCGAACCUUAUUCCAUAUGUAACUUCCUUCUUGGAUAAGAGCCAGCUGUAUGUUGUGUUCCCACUCAUGGGGUAUGGUUCAUGCAGAGACUUGUUACGCAACCAUUUUGUGGAAGGAUUACCGGAAACAGUUAUAGCAUUUGUGCUCAGGGAUGUUCUGUUGGGACUGGAGUAUAUUCACAAUAAAGGACUCGUGCACAGGGCUAUAAAGGCAGGUCAUAUAUUGAUACGUGCAGAUGGACAUGCAUGCUUAUCAGGCUUACGUAGCAUGUGUCCAAUCGAUAAACGAUCCAAUUUACAUUCCUUGCCACUGCAAUCUGCUAACAACUUGAAUUGGUCUAGUCCCGAGAUGCUUGAACAAAAUUUGCUCGGAUACAACGAAAAGUCUGACAUUUACAGUAUAGGCAUAACAUCAUGCGAACUGGCAAAUGGUUUUGUUCCUUUUGCUGAAACCGAUACAACACUUAUGCUUACUCAAAAAGUCAAAGGUCUAAUUCCACACUUGCUUGACUGCACUACAUGCUACCCAUAUGAAGAUAAUGCAGCUGAUAAUGGAUACCAGUCUGAAGAAACAAUUGGCGUGAAUGCAGCACCCGUGAGCAGUGUAUAUACAAGGAUGUUUACAGAAGAGUUUCACAAUCUUGUUGAAUUGUGUUGUCAAAGAGAUCCAGAAAGUAGACCUUCUGCACCCAAUUUGUUGGCUCAUACUUUUACUAAACAAGUGAAAAGAGUGAGUGUAAAAGUAACUGAUUUAUUACGGCCUGCGGUACCGUUGUUGAAGACAAAUGUUGCAGAAAUAAGUGAUGAUCUCGCUUCUAUUGGAGGCAUGUCUCAACAAUUGAGUGAUCUUGACCUGUUGACUUAUGCAUGGGAUUUUGACCUUAAUGAUAUAGUACCAACACUAUAAAUGCCUAUUUCCAGUAUUAGUAAUAGUUAGCAAGUGUUCAUCCCUAUUAUA
Molecule: messenger RNA, 1417 nt
Organism: Aphis gossypii (cotton aphid)
Lineage: Eukaryota; Metazoa; Arthropoda; Insecta; Hemiptera; Aphididae
Gene: Stlk
Product: STE20-related kinase adapter protein alpha
Exons: 3
Coding region: 257-1366 (369 amino acids)
Biological process (GO): protein phosphorylation
Molecular function (GO): protein kinase activity; protein serine/threonine kinase activator activity; ATP binding
Source: RefSeq, a predicted model, not a curated record